AUGAUAAAAAAUAAUAUUAGACCGAGAGCUUCAAGUGAAAGGCUUGAUAAAUUGGCUAUUCUUGAAAAUCAAACCAAACUUGAUUGGAUAAUGAAAAAUUCGCAGAUGAAGGAAUUAAAAUCUGAUAUUAAGAUGAUUCCUAAAGAAUCUUUGUCUCUCAAUAUACAUGUUCCAGAGCACGAAGGAAUAGCAACGAUAUGGGCGGAUAAUUGGUUUGGACAAAAAAAGAUUUCACAGUUCAGAGGACUAUUGAUUUAUGAUAAUCAAUUUUGCCUAGUUUUAAAUGAUUGUUUUAUCGAAAAAAAGAAAUAUUAAUCAUCGCAUUAAAGAGCCUACUUUUUGAAACUCAUAAAUCCAACUGGACAAUUAGUAUUAAUAUUUUCUCACCCGUUGUCACUAAAAUAGUGGAAUACUUGUAUUAAGAAAUAUUGCAAAAGAAAUAAUUUUAAUAAAAAAUUCAAAGUAGUAGAGCUGAUUUGUUAAGACUUUUAUGCAAUUCAGCACAAAAAACAAAAAUAAUUAUUUACUUCAUAGGUGAUUAAUUUAACUAGAAUUCAAAAUUAUGACCAGGCAGAAUUACUUGACAAUUAUUUAAAAAUCUUAAGAAAUUCAUCUAUUAGUAAUUAUAUUUAAACUAUUGGCGUUUUUGAAGAUAAAUAAAUGCUAUUUAUAGUUUGUAAAUAUUUUAAAGGUAAUUCUCUUGAUUAAUUUUAUAAUUAAUCAAAAAAAUCAUACUUGAAUUAAUAAUAAAUAGCAACAAUAUGUGUAUCGAUAUUAGUAGCCCUGAGAUCACUCGCAGAUGAAGAAUUAUUUCAUGGAAAAAUUUCCUUUGAAAACAUUAUUUGUUACUGCAAUCGAAAAACUUAAUUUGGAACUUAUUUGGUUAAUUCGCAAUAUAAAUUUUACGACUAGAAUACCCUCUUUAAGUAUAUACAUUAGACUCCAAAUUAUUUGAUUGCCCCUGAGAUCCACGAGGGAGCAUGUCCAUCAUCAUCAACGGAUAUUUAUUAAUUAGGAGUGAUAUUAGGGUUGAUCACAUUUUUCAAUUACACUUAACCAUUCAAAAUGAAUUACUAUUAAAGUUAUGCAGAAAACUUGAUGGAACUAAUAAUAGAAUAAGAAAAUUUGAUAACUAAAUAAAAAUUUUCACAAGAGUAUCCAUAGCUAUUUAGCAUAAGUUAAUUGGAUCUAAUAAAGAAAAUGAUAUAACCUAAUCCUAAUCUUAGAAUAAGCAUAAAUGAUGCAUUAAAACAUGUUUGGCUAAUAAACAAUAAAGAAAAAAAAAUGUAAAAAUUGAUGGCUAAAUAAAUGGCACUUCCUAGUUUAAGAACUAUUAUAGAAAUCAAAGAUAGUGAGUGUGAUUUAAAAAAAACUACGAAUAACUUUUCUGAGGAGAAUAUUCCACACAUUUAAUAGGUGUAAGAUCCAAAUUCACUUUUUAUGUUAUUAAAGUAAAAGAAGAAGAUCAGUUCAGAGACUUUCGUAGAUUCAAACGAUGAGGAUGAAAAUGUGCUAAAUGAUAAAAUAGAAAAAUUAAAUUAGCAAAAUAAUUUGGUGCCUUCAUUUAAUGAUCAUUGUUUUAUGUAUCCAUCGAAAUUUCUUUGA
This is a messenger RNA of Paramecium tetraurelia, 1605 nucleotides long. RefSeq lists its product as uncharacterized. Gene Ontology annotation, biological process: protein phosphorylation. The record is from RefSeq and is a predicted model, not a curated record. Gene Ontology annotation, molecular function: protein kinase activity; ATP binding. The transcript is spliced from 2 exons. Lineage: Eukaryota; Ciliophora; Oligohymenophorea; Peniculida; Parameciidae.